UCUGCAUACUCAACCUUCCCACUCACGCUCUCGGCGCUCGACCAUUGGCCAUAGGCUCACCGCUUUCGACACGGCCAGCUACCCUGACUUCGGUCUGAGGGCACUCCGACGAGUCCAUACACCACACGACCUUCGCUUUGGGACCCCGUCUCUGCUCCAUCGCACUCUUUGACGGCCACUUUCUCUCGAUGUUGAACGCACCCGCUCACAGAUUCUCCGAGCAUACGAGCGCCAGUGCCGAUGCUGCUUCAUCACGUACCUACCUGGCUUACGAUCGAACCUCAGGCCACCAGCGCCCUCCCUGGGCCGUGAUUGGUCCGAAAUCAAGUCGGGCCACUCUACAGAAACCAUUCAAGUCCGACGUCCGAAGUGCAGACCUCCCAUCCACUGGACAUCGUACCGCCCUUCUAGCCGAUCAGCCCAAACAAGGGUCAGCAAGAGUCUCUCUCAAUAUUCGCGCUGAACAGACCUAUCAAGAGAAGGGGUUCAAUAUCGACGCCUUCACUCAGGAUAUGUGGUCCCGUUCUACACGUGAUGCUCAAUUCUGGACGCCAGAAGCAGGCCCAUGGUCGCUUCUCUGUGAGAAAACCCCCAUCCCAAACGGCUCGAUCUUCACCACAUCGACGCCUCUUAGACUUGAUAUGUAUCCAUCUUGGGACCCGGACUCCGAAGCAGCAUCCGUUGCUACCGAAAUGGCUCUGCAGGUCCUCCAGUCUGACGACUUCAAUGAUGCCUGUUCUUCGCCGCAACUGGAAGAGGGAAGCGACGACUCCGCCCCCAUGUCUCUCACAACGCCAUUGUCGGCUGAUUCAUACGAUGUCUGGGGCUACAACACACCAUCUCUGCCAUCCCCUAGGUCAGCCAGCUUCCUGGCUUCUUUCCAUGAGUUGCGUGUCUCCGCUAGUGACGCCUCGACGGCAUGCCAAGGAGGUGAUGUCCAGAAUCAGGACAAGGAAUCAGAAUCUGACUCUCCAAAGAAGAGAGGCAAGGCGAGGAUGAGCCAAGAGAAGCGUCGUCGCUUGGCAAGACGCAAGGAAAGAGAAGCAAUGGCGGCCGCCCAGCAAGAGUUCCAUCACCUCGCGGACCCUUCACAAUCGUGGUCACCUUCACGAAGCUUACCUGGCGACACUCCACGAAUCAGACUUAGCUCCUCUCUUCCUAGGGCCACAAACUGGCAAGCAACUCACAGGAGAGAGGCAAUGCCUGCUCCUCGCUCGACGGCUACUGGCCGUGGCGAUAGCGCCGGAGACAGUUCGAGCUCGAGUUCAUACGGAGAUCGUGCCGACAGCGAUGGUGGGCCCACUGUCUACAGCAAUGGCGUGCAGAGGGCAGGCAGUACAAGCUCUGCCUCCACCGGACCUCCUCAUACCCCGAUCACAGACACCAGCUCGGGCAUGCGUCUUUACUCUCCUCGGUCGGCGCCGCUCUCUUGUGGCGCACCUGGACAUGUUGUGCCGCUGGCUGCGCCACAAGAAGCCCUCAACAAGGUCGAGACUUUGAGAGCCCUAGAACACUUGACCACACAAAUGCUGGCCGCCAAGAAGAGCAACACGUCCCCAAUAGUUCCUGCACUCCAGGAGACGACGAGGAAUACUUGGCGUCCCGCCUAUUCUUUCAAUACCGCCCAACCUCCGUCGAAUACACAAGUGACGUUGCCCGGGCGACUGCCACAGCAUCAGACGGGUUUCGAAGCAGCAAGUUCGCAAGGCCGUCAUGGGUCUUCCUACCUUUCCUCUUCGCAUCAUGGCAGACCAUCGCCUCCACCCACGCCCGCCUCACGAUUGCCAAUUCCUGUUCCGAUGUCCUACGAGCAGACUGCCAAACUCUCUCACUUUGACGGCCGUCAGGAGUAUGGUAGAAGCGGCAACGAUUUCCCUUUCACUCAGCAAGGAGCGCGAGAAUCCGCUUUCGGUGUACCUGCCCAUCUACCACACUCUGGCCACAAUGCUGUGCGGGCCCAGCCGGGAGACCAUCGACAAAGGCGCUCUAAGACUUUUGAUCAGCGACAGCAAUAUGGCCCUUCUCCAUCGUACCAGACUUCAACAGAGAGCCAGUAUGGUCAUUGGCAAGCUCAGCAAUGGCCGAUGUGAGCCUCGCUCCGGUGUUGCAAAUUGCCGCUACUGUGAUGCAUCUGUAGAGAUCACAAG
Microstroma glucosiphilum is the source of this 2147-nucleotide messenger RNA. RefSeq lists its product as hypothetical. The record is from RefSeq and is a predicted model, not a curated record. NCBI's taxonomy places the organism in Eukaryota, Fungi, Basidiomycota, Exobasidiomycetes, Microstromatales, Microstromataceae. The coding region runs from base 189 to 2090 and encodes 633 amino acids. The transcript has a single exon.